This is a messenger RNA of Mercenaria mercenaria, 438 nucleotides long. RefSeq lists its product as uncharacterized. Lineage: Eukaryota; Metazoa; Mollusca; Bivalvia; Venerida; Veneridae. The transcript has a single exon. The record is from RefSeq and is a predicted model, not a curated record. Bases 1 to 438 code for a protein of 145 amino acids.
AUGGACGACGGGCUCGAUGCAAUUUUGAGUCAGGUGGCAGAAACCGCGGAAAAAAACUACUAUGAGUUACUAAAUGAAAGUAGUGACAAUUUAUUUUUAUCUCAAGUACCUCUGGAUUGUUACGAUAUUAAACAGGAUAAUAACAUUGCUGAAGCUUCCUUUGAUCUUGGAUUAGACUUUCUGUUCGAGACUGAACAAAAUGCAGUAUCUGACGACAGCGCGUUGCUAAAACCACAGAGUUCGGAAAUGAAAUGCGAAAGUGAUGACCGUUUCGGCAAACCGGUCACGGACAAGGAAAUUGAAGAGCUUAAAUCCUCGAAACGAAACAAAAACACCGCCAAAAACACUCGGUGGGCGUAUAAAGUUUUCGAAACCUGGCGACAACACCGUGAUUCGAAUAACAUACCAGAACUUCAUUCUAUGGACAAAUCAGUGUAG